UUGCGAUCUUUCUAAAUAUGGCGGUUGAUCCUAACUUCGUAACUUUUGUCUUACGAUCAUUCGUUACGAAGUUCCUUCGUUCGCCAGGAACUUUGCGAGCUGCUGGCUUGCGGUUAUCAACUGUCCGCGCUAGUAUGUGCAUGUGAAUAGGAUCAAUGAAGGAUAUUGGCCGACAAAAGAGACUGGAUAUUCGAAAUACACAACCAUCGGCGAAGCGAAAAUGUCUGCGUUAGGACAGCUGGGUGUCACGCAGUUGUUGGUUGUCACCGAUCCCCGAGCGAGGCGAAAGGCGAACUUCAGCCGCGCCGAAAUCGACGCGUUGGUCUCGGGAUACAAGACGUACAGACCUCUGAUUGAGCGGCGAUGUACAGGCGGCUCCAAAGACAGAAAUCAGGCUUGGGACUUGAUAACCAAGUCCCUGUUCGCUGUUUCUGGUGUUCGCCGGACAGCGGCAGAAGUCAGAAAGAAAUGGGCGGACUUGAAGUCAUUAAGCAAGAAAGGCGCCAACUGUGGUGUUACUGCUGGGAACCUUCUUGCUGAGGCUUCGUUAUUCAAUAAUCUCAACGAAUUUGUAAUAGGGAUGCCCAUCGAAGAUUGCUUGCUCGGCAGCAGCACAGAAGCCCCAAGUAGCACAGGAACUGAAGAGCCGAGCGAUAACUUGAAUUCUAAUGCAGAUGUCAAGGCAGAGCCUCCCAGCUCCCCAGGAGAGGUGUCCUGUGAUAACAAAUCAAAUGAUCCAGAGCCAGAACAUGAAGAUGAAGUUCCAUGCAAUAGCAGGUCAACCCAGACAACUGAGCCAAGCUCACCAAGUGAAAGACAACUAUUUGAAGUAUCUGGAAGUCCCGACAUGAAGAAAAUGAGAGUGGGUGGCAGAGAUGAAGAAACGAGUGAGUUGCUGGAAACGCAAAAGGAGAUACUUCACGUGCUCAAGCGGCUUGCUAAAGCACAAGAAAGGCUCGUUCAACUGAAAGCCUGGAAGCAUGGUGUGAAACUGACUGAAGAUGGUAUUUCUUAUGAGCACCAGACUGCAGAACACAGCAGGAAAAAUGGUCUCCAAGGGGCAACACCAGCUUCAAUAUCGUGACCUCCUUCUCGUUUUUUUUUUUUUUUCUUUCAUUCUUCGACUUCUAGCUCCCAUGGUACAAAGUUUGACUGUGCUUCAUAGCGUAACAUGAUCUCAUCUGUUGUAUGGUGGCAUGUAUAGUAAAUGUGCAAAGGCUGUAGUCGCCCAUUUUAGUGAUAUCGCCUUUAGCAAAUGCUGAUUGGCUAAACAAGUGGGCAGUGGGCCUGUAGCUCCAGUUAGGUGUUGCUCUGAAUGCUCUCGUCAGGAAAAAAAGUCUUGAAAGUGAUCGCUCAUGUACACGAGUUCAGUUUCUUGCAUAAACAGCUGCCUGCAUGAAGUGUGACAUGUUUGCAGCCUUUACAAACUUCACAAUGGAACAUAUAAUUGUGGGUCUGACCAAAAGUAAAGUGAAAUCUGUUACGGCACCAUCUGUAUUAUUCAAAAAGAGACACCUUUCUUUCACUUUUUUUGCUAAUAAAUGACAUUUCCCUAGCUGAAAAAUCUAUCUGCUGUGAGCAUAAGGUUGCGAGCUCGAUUUCGAGGUACAUUCUAAUGGAUAAAAAAUGCAGGAAUGCUCAUGUACCUAGCAUUUUGCACUAUUCUGUCUAUUAUACUGUGUUUUGCCUCAGAUGCUGAAUGCCAUUAGUCAAUCAUUGUAGGCAAGAAAUGCAGAUAGCCAGAGUUUUGGGAAGGUAAUCUACCAAACUAGGUUGAUUUUGUGCUUCUCAUUAGUUUCCCUCUUAAGAUCCAACAUCUGAUUAUUGCAUUUGAUAUGUGCCAGAUUAAUAUAUCCUCAUUAUGUGUUGUUUAUUUCUGUGUCAAGCAAAUAUAAAGUUAAUUAUCCUAAAGAGGCUAAUCUUUAUGUGCAGUAUUUCGUGUUGUGGUAUUGCUACCAGUGGGCUGUAACUAGUAUGCAAAUCGUACACCUUUGGUCUGGAUCAUCACAGAUUACAUAGCCACUGCUAAGACUUACAUUGUUGUAUCAGUGCGGGAUUUUGUGCGACUUGGUUACAAAGCAUGCUGGUUGUUUUGCCUCUGAAAAGUGUUAUCUUAUUCUUUAAUCUCUUGUGUUUGAGUUGAAAGCAGCAUGUUUUGCCUCUGAAAAGUGUUAUCUUAUUCUUUAAUCUCUUGUGUUUGAGUUGAAAGCAGCAUGUUUUAUGUCUCAGUAAUCGUGUGCCUAAACUCAGCAUAAGUUCGCAUGCAAAUUCAAAUUGAAUGCAAUUUUGUCUUCUGUCUAGCUGGGUCUCUCAUGGUUUGUAACGAAGGAAAUUUCGCGCACCACGGAAUGGAAGCCACCAUGAUUAUUGUAUUGUUCUGCAGCACACACAGCAUACGGGACUUGUUGUGAUGACUCAGUGUCUAUGUAAAUCUGGUGCUAAGCAUGAAGUCACUCAUUUGAUCCCCUGCCGUGGUGAUUGCAUUCCAGUUGAGGCAGAAUGCAAAAAUACACAUGUUUCGGUGUGCACUAAGAAAUCCCAAGAGGUCAAAAUUAAUCCAGAGCUUGUCCCUACAGCAUCCCACACUGUGACUUCAAGUCAUUACAUCCCAAAAACAAAUUUUUAAACUUUAUUUAACACAAGGUCACAAAGUGCAGCCACAGAUCCACAUAGAGAGUGGCAAGUCACCUGUCCAAUUGGCAGAGCAGAUUUCACCUGACGUUGAAGUGUAUCCAGCAAUAUCUUAAGGAUACCUGUAUGACGUUUCCACUUGUCUCUUGCAUCAUUCAGCACUAUGCAAGUUGUAGACAUUUCGAUCCUGAUCCCCUGUAUGCAGAUAAAUGACAGUUGUCUCACUGUGUUAUGAACCACAAUGAACACUGAGUUGCACUUUUUGCACUCUUACCUCUUUCGUUUGAGACAUCCUCUGUGGACAAGUCAUGUGGUGGCCUAGACUGCAACACUAAUAGCUGUGAUGCGGCAGUGGCCACUGGUUUAACGUGACAUUUGGACACAGCUGUCCGAGUGUGACUUGGCUUUCUGUUCAAAGCCUGUCCUUUGGGAGAAACUGUAUAGUAUAAAUGUGUAAAAUGUGGAGGUUUAAAAGGACAGAAGGGGCACAAGUCUUUCCAAAACAAAGCCACAGUGAAACAGUAUGAAAAAAAAAAGCCUGUAAUUGGUGUAAUAGUACAUGGUCAAUGAGACUUCAUUCUUCAAGGGCCCAGUGGAAGAAAAACCAGUUACAGCACAGUUACAGCUCAUAUCUGUUAAAUGAUAGUGCAGUAUGCAUAAUUAAUUCUUCCACCAGGCUUUCUCAUUCCAGUGGUAUGAAUUCCUUGCUGAAAGGUCUCUGAAACUCAACAGUUACUCAUUGCAAUAUUUGCACAUAAGUGUAUCACAAGAUGUAUUAAGGAUACUAUAGUAGAUGCUAUCUGCCAGCGUUAACUUAUGGGGCUGCAAUUUGGAGGAUAGCUAAGAAACUUGAAUGCAAGGUGUGCAUACUGUGUGCACGAUGCAUGGGCAUCAACAACAGCAAAAAAAAAAAGUGUUGACCCUUAGUAAGCUGCUAAAGCACCAUAAGCUUUGUCACUGUCAUGCUCAAAUUUGCACUUUGUCAUUGACAUGUUAGAUGAGAUAAGUUGUGACAAAUUACAGCACCAGUUGCACGAGGGACAAGGCUUGUGUUGAAGAGCUUUGUGCAAGAACUUGCUGUCUGCUUGUCCCAGAUUUUACCUUUGUAAUCUACAUUUUAGUUCUGCAGCCAUGGCAUGGACGGUGACUGCGUAACUUCACUAGUCCAGUGUUGACUUGUUCGAUGGCAUUUGUGAUACUUUUUGAUGUUUGUAGAGUUGCGUGUGUGUACCAAACAUUUUUUUCUCUGUCGCAUCCUCAUAUAAGCUGUGCACAUAGUUUGCGUGCACACCCUUCACUGUCAUCCCAUUAUAACACCUAUUUAUGCAGCAUAUUUUAAUGUCCAUGCAUGUUACGUCCAUAGAUCAUGUAUACAAAUUUAAAUAUAGAAAUAAAAGAAUGGUUCUCCUCA
Dermacentor andersoni is the source of this 4042-nucleotide messenger RNA. RefSeq lists its product as uncharacterized. The record is from RefSeq and is a predicted model, not a curated record. NCBI's taxonomy places the organism in Eukaryota, Metazoa, Arthropoda, Arachnida, Ixodida, Ixodidae. Gene Ontology annotation, cellular component: nucleus.